Messenger RNA from Clonostachys solani, 1599 nucleotides. The record is from the annotation of a GenBank genome assembly. Lineage: Eukaryota; Fungi; Ascomycota; Sordariomycetes; Hypocreales; Bionectriaceae.
AUGUCGGCCGAUCCUCCAAAUGGUGCCGAAAACGCACCUGCUGUCGCGCAGCCCGCUGAACGCAAGAACAGCGUCUCCCAGCAGUCAGAAGCAUCCCAGACCGCGGCAGAAUUCAUUCGGGACCAGGAGCUUCUUGAAGCCGACGCGCGCGAAGCCCUUCCAUACAGCAUCGAGUCCUGUACCAAGAUUCUUGGAUCCCUCCGACAAAACGUCUUCGCGUGCCUCACCUGCAACCCAGCCCCGGCAUCCUCAGCGCAAAAAUGGGUUCCAGCUGGCGUCUGCUAUGCCUGCUCCAUCAGCUGCCACGGUGAACACACACUUGUCGAGAUCUUCCAGAAGCGAAAUUUCACUUGCGACUGCGGAACAACCAGAAUUCCAUCGUCGACAUCAUGCAGCCUUCGUACAAACAACGAGACCAAUACCAAGGGUGGGGUUCAUUCAGAAGAGCCCGACGCGAACAACAAGUACAACCAGAACUUCCAGAACCGCUUCUGUGGUUGCGAGUGCGAUUACGACCCAUUCCAGCAGAAGGGAACCAUGUUCCAGUGUCUGGGCUUGGGAACUGCGGAGACGGGAGGAUGUGGCGAGGAUUGGUAUCACCCAGGUUGCCUAGUUGGCAUGGGACCAGACUGGUUUGAAAAGAUGCCAUCUUCCAAGAAGGAUGUUAAACCCUCCACUGAAGCACCCGGUGCUCCCCUUACCACAAUCAAAGAGGAUGCCGAGAACAAGCCAGAUGGCGAGACACCCAAUGCAGACCAGCAAGCCGAUGCAGAGAAUGAGGAUGACGAGCCCCCCAAUCCUCCCGGAUUCCCUGAAGAGGACGAGUUCGAGGGAUUCUUGUGCUAUAAAUGCGUCGCUGCCAACCCUUGGAUCAAAUCAUAUGUUGGCACAUCGGUGUUUCUGCCUCCUGUAUUUCUCAACCAACCCACUCCAGCAGAGAAGCCUGAGGAAGAAGGCACCUCCAAGAAACGAAAGGCAGAUGACGAGACGCUGGGUGAUGAAGAAACGGCGAAGCGAGCCAAAACCGAAGACAGCUCAGAUGUCUCGGCAGACACCAAGCCUACACAGCAAGCUACCACGGAUGCCACCGAGAAGGGCACAGUACCUUCUGACUGCAAGCAUGUCAACCUGCCGACACCACCCUCCGAACCUUUUUCGCUUUUCUUCAAAGAAGGUUUCCGUGACCAGUUCUGCCGUUGCUCCAGCUGCUACCUGAAGCUGAACGACCACCCCCAACUCCUCGAGGAGGAGGAAGUGUACGAACCACCCCUGUCGGAAGAUGGCGAGUCGCAACAUGGCGGCUCGACCAAGGGCAGUGGCAGUCUACUGGAGCGUGGGGAGAGCGCCCUGCGAAAUGUUGACCGAGUGCGCGCCAUUGAGGGCGUCAUGGCCUACAACCACCUCAAGGAGAAGCUCAAGCCCUUCUUCCAGCAGUUUGCAGAUAGCGGACAGGCGAUUGGAGCAGAGGACAUCAAGACCUACUUUGCGAAGCUUCGAGGUGAUGAGGAGGGGAUCAAGCAAGCGGGUGAAGCUGCUGCCUCGUCCAAGGAUGAGCAGGGUGGGGGUGAUGACAGCCGCCGUGAGCAGAGCGGCUACUAA